GCGGAUGCCUCCUUUAGGCUCCAGACUCGCCUCCUCAAUUUCUCCCUCCAUGAGUGACAACGAUGAUGAAAGCUUAUUUCAAGUGUGCUGAUGAGUCCUUGGAUAGGAGGCUCUAGCAAGAGAGCUGUGCCACUCGCCGGUCGCCAUCGCCAUCGCUGGAAGAGGCAGGAAGAGCUCCUCGCCAUCGCCACUCGCUGGUCGUAGUUCUUCUUCUUCUCCUUCUAAAUGGCUCCGACAGGAAGAGCUCCUCACCAUCGCCACUCGCCGGUCGCAAUUCUUCUUCUUCUCCAGGAUUUAUAGGGUUGUGACCCGUUUAACUUCGACCCGCUUACGAUUCGACCCACUUACGAUCCGACCCGUUUUAACCCCCCCGGUUGUACACCCGUUUUGCAGCCCCUAGCGAACAGGCUCGCUUCCCUCGCAAGUUAAUGACCGAUGAGAGAGGGGCACUGAGCGAUCGAGCGGCUUCUGUACUGUCGUCGAGAGUCGGAGUGAGUGAUAAUGGCGGUAGAUGAAGCCCCGUCCUCUCCCUCUCUGCCCCCUUCUUAUAUCAGUCAAGCUCGUCACUUCUACGUAGCCGUCGACAGACUCCAGUUCAAGAUGGAGACGCUCGUGGAUCUGCUGGGCGUCGCGGGACGGCGUCCCUGGCUGCCGACGGUGCUGUGUUGCAGCUCGCGUGACGAGCUCGAUGCCGUUUGCGCAGCUGUCUCCAACAUCCCUUUUAUUUCUUUAGCCUCUUUGUACAGUGACCUGGCUGAAGCAGAGCGUAUGUUGGUCUUAGAAAAUUUUCACAAAGCAACUUUAAGGUGGAACCAACAAGUCAGCGAUCAGUCGGGGGAUGAUGGUGAAACGGGAGAAGAGCAGAAGUCUCAUAUGAUCAUUGUAACAGAUGCUUGCCUUCCACUUCUAGCUUCAGGAGAGUCUCCUAUUUCUGCUCGUGUGCUGAUAAAUUAUGAGUUGCCAACAAAGAAGGAAACAUAUUCAAGGCGCAUGGCAGCUUGUUUGGCACCAGAUGGAGUAGUGAUCAACAUGGUUGUUGGUGGUGAAGUUGUCACCCUCAAAUGCAUUGAAGAAAGCAGCAAUCUUGUUAUCGCUGAGAUGCCCAUACAUAUUUCUGAGAUUUUGUGAGGAUGAUUGAAGGAUUUGAUUCCAGCAGAUGAAGUGUCUAUGAUAACUGGAUGCUGAUUUGAAUUAGGUGAAGAAAUCGUCUCGUGUCCGAACUGGGCGUACUUUUCAUUAUUUCACAAGCUCUAAUAUGUGUAGGUGGCACCAGCAAAGGAAAUGUUUAGAGCUUGUUCAGCUGCGGAAACCUGUUUUUCUUUUUCAUUUUUAGGUUUUCAAAUAUUGCAUAUUUGCACUUUGUUUUCAAGCAUUUGAAUUUGUAUAGGAAAGUUGAAAAACAUAUUUCUAUUGUUUUUUAAGUUUUAUUAUAAAUAUUGGAGAACUGAAAAACAAGGUGGCCAUUUUUGUAAUUAUUGGGAUACGUGAAAGUAGAAAAAGGAAAAAAUGUUCACUGAAA
Molecule: messenger RNA, 1519 nt
Organism: Malania oleifera
Lineage: Eukaryota; Viridiplantae; Streptophyta; Magnoliopsida; Santalales; Ximeniaceae
Exons: 8
Coding region: 502-1128 (208 amino acids)
Source: RefSeq, a predicted model, not a curated record